CACUGUAUGUUGACGUGUGGCUACGGCUAGCCUGUCUGCUUAGUUAAGUUAGCUGACUCCUCUUUCAACUGGGUAGGAAGAGAAAUUCCUGACAGCUGUGGAGUUUUGCACACAUAUCUACUCGUAAUAAUGGCGGACGAGUGGGAGGAAAUUCGUCGCCUUGCCGCCGACUUCCAGAGAGCACAGUUUGCUGACACUGUGCAAAGGCUGUCGGAGAGGAAUUGUGUUGAAAUCAUUGCAAAACUGGUCCAGGAUAAGAAGCUGGAUGUGGUGCACACACUUGACGGAAAGGAGUACAUCACCCCAGCUCAGAUCAGCAGAGAGAUCCGAGAUGAACUCUACGUCCAUGGAGGGAGAAUCAACAUUGUGGACCUUCAGCAGAUUCUUAAUGUGGAUUGGGUCCACAUUGAAAACAGAGCAAGUGACAUCGUGAAAUGUGACAGAGGGGUUCAACUUGUGCUGGGGCAGCUGAUUGAUGAAACGUACCUGGACCGUUUGGCCGAGGAGGUGAAUGACAAACUGCAGGAAGCUGGUUUGAUCACCAUCGCUGAACUAUGUAAAAGCUACGACCUCCCAGGCGAAUUCUUAACUGAGGAGCUGUCAAAGCGUCUCGGGAAGCUCAUCCAGGGAGAAAUGGACCAGUACAACAGAGGUGUCAUAUUUACUCCAGCUUUUGUCUCCCGUCACCGAGCCAGAAUAAGAGGGCUUUUCAGUGCAAUCACAAGGCCGACACCUGUCAGCAGCAUGAUAGGAACAUUUGGAUUUCAAGAACAUCUUCUGUAUUCUGUCUUGGAGGAGUUUGUUAACUCUGGACGUCUGAAAGGAAGUGUGGUUGGAGGCCGGCAAGACAAAGCUGUUUACAUCCCUGAUAUCUACUCCAAAACACAGAACACCUGGGUCGACUCUUUCCUCCAGCAAAAUGGAUAUUUAGAGUUUGAUGCGUUGGUCAGACUGGGAAUCCCGGAUCCCUCCAGCUACAUUAAGAAGCGCUUCAAAUCCAACAAACUGCUGUUCCUCAGAGCAGCCUGUGUGGGUCAGGCUUUGGUGGACCAGGUGGAGGCUUCUGUUGAGGAAGCAGUCAACUCCGCCACAUGGACUGACCUCCAGCCAAUUUUGCCCAGCUGCCUAUCGAUGGAAGACAUCGGGAUGGUGAUCAGCCAGGCUAUUAGGAACACUAACAUCCAGUCCGCCUGCAGAGUGCUGGAAGGCACAUUUGUUGUCAGUGAGAAGUUCAUCAACAACUGUCUCUCUUUAUUUGACGAAGCCAUGCAGAAUAAAGCUCGGAAGGAAGUAAAGAAUAAUCCUGUGUUUCUGAUAACUGAAGAGGAUAUGAAACAAGCGUCUGUCAUGACAGAGGCCUCAGCGCCCUCUAAAAAGGAAAAGAGAGAAGCAGAGCGCAGGAAGAAGGCUUCUGAGGGCAGCGGCAGCGUGAAAGCAGGUGGAGGAGGUAAUGCCAGAGAGAUCCGGAUUCGCAAAACCAAGAAGAAAGGGAGGAAAGAUGAGGACAGCGAUGAAGAAACCGGACCCUCGCAGCAAAAUCGCAACAAACAGACUGAAGCACCAUUUAUGACCCAGGAGGAGAUCGUAGCUGUUUUAGAACAACGGGUGAGUGACUGCCCCGAAGAAAUCCUCUCCGAACUGGCCGAGCAUUUAGUAAGGCCUCUGACUAAAAACUAUCAGGAGGUGUUGCGAACGGUGUUCAUGUCAUCUAGCAGUUCUCCAUCAGGGGCCAACAAGAAGAAGAGCAUGAAGGAUCUACAGGAGGAGAUCACCAACCUUUAUAACAACAUUCGACUGUUUGAAAAAGGCACCAAGUUCUUCUCUGAUGAAACUCAGGUCCAAAUCUCCAAGCACGUCCUGAAGACCGUGUGCACUGACGUUGCCAACAUUCUGGUGAACUUCCUGGCUGCUGACAUGAUGAUGUCUGUGGAGAAUCCCAGCGCCAUCACCUCUGAGGUCAGAGUGAAGAUUUUGGGCAAACUGCCAGAGGAGACUAAAGGGCCUCUCAUGAAGUUGCAUAACUGCUUGAAUGGCAAAACCAUUGAAGACUUUCUGACUAACAUAGAGACAUGUGCCGAGGUGUGUGGCUUCAUGCUGAAGAAAGGAGACAAGAAAAAGGAGAGACAAGCCCUGUUCCUGCACCGCCAGGCUCUCAGUGAGCAGCUGAAGGACACGGAGGAUCCAGCUCUUAUCCUCCACCUCACCAGCGUCCUGCUUUUCCAAGCCAGCACCCACUGCAUGCUACACGCCCCGGGGCGCUGCGUGCCUCAGAUCAUCGGCACACUCACAGGCCGAAUGCCCGUGGACCAGCAGCAGCUGCUUUCUGCCUACCAGAGCCUGGUGGUGAAGCAGCUGGUGAGCCAGAGUCAGGGCAGGAAGCAGGAGGAGGUUGAGGACAGUAAGGCCGAGGAGCAUGAAGAGGAGGCGAGGAGCGUCCGUGCAGAGCUCAUGGCCCUGACGCCACAGGUGAAGGAUCUAGUGCUGUCCCAGAGGAAGGCGUCCGUCACCGAAGAAUGAAGAGCUCAAAAAUAAGAAUAAUGUCACAACUGAUCUCUAUGGUCUUAAAUAUUCAGAUAAAUUCAGGUUCCUGCUGGUAAUCCUGUAUUUUUGUGAUUUAUCUCCCCGUGGACAUAAUCUUAAAUUAUUAAAAGAAAUCUAUGAGCGGGUUGUCUCCCUGUAAACCCAGCUGACGUGAAAAUCGUCAGUGAGGUUCUGAUGCAUUCAUCAUGUCUCCUUGUCCAAUCUCCAAUUUUACAGCCGUCUACAGACCAGGGACCAGGAUUCAGCUUGAAGGUUUAUUCUGCCUUGAAAGCUUCUGCUCUUCUUGUUCAAGAGCUUUGUAAAACCUGGCAAACCCAGUCUCUGUGUACUCAGUAACAUUUACUCAAGUAUUGUGUAGUCAAUUUUUUCCCUACAUGACACUUGCCCUCUACAUUUCAAGGAAAUAUUGUAGCCCUGACUUUGGUAACUAAUUUACAAAUGUACAAAUACAAAAUACAAACAUCUCAAAAACUUUU
Molecule: messenger RNA, 3017 nt
Organism: Mugil cephalus (flathead mullet)
Lineage: Eukaryota; Metazoa; Chordata; Actinopteri; Mugiliformes; Mugilidae
Gene: ufl1
Product: UFM1-specific ligase 1
Exons: 19
Coding region: 130-2517 (795 amino acids)
Biological process (GO): protein K69-linked ufmylation; response to endoplasmic reticulum stress; regulation of proteasomal ubiquitin-dependent protein catabolic process
Cellular component (GO): endoplasmic reticulum membrane
Molecular function (GO): UFM1 ligase activity
Source: RefSeq, a predicted model, not a curated record